AUGAAGAAGCUCAAAGAAAAACUGGCUAUGUCCGUCCUGAAAAGCCAGUUAAGUUCUGGACAAGAAGAGGAGUACGAUGAGGCUCAUCCACCAUCCAAAGAACGAAAGAAGAAGAAAACCAAAGGCAAGGAAAGCUCAGGAACAGACGGUGAAACAGAUCAAGCGGGUCAGUCGGAUUCAGAAGACGACGAACCAGAGGCAGAAGAGGAUCGCGCUGCCGCUAAUCAUCUUCACUACGGAAAGAAAGAAGCAAAGUUCGGUCUGGAAACAUUUGCCGAUACAGACAAACCGCGAACAUGGCAUGUACUUCUACGAGUGAUUGAGGGUAGAGAUCUCAAGACAGGCGCGUUGCGCAUACGGGCCUAUCUGGAAGGCCUACAGAAAUGUACUCGUGUCUGUGCACAAGGAAGUCCAUGCUGGAAGCAGAAUCUCGUCUUCAUGCUCAAAGAUAUUACCCUACAGGAUCUUGCUGCACAAAAUCUUGACAUUAAAGUAACUCGAGCCAAACGUUUUUCCGAACAAGUCAAAGGCGUAUUCUGUUGCCCAAUGGCGGCCAUCGUUCAUACGCCUGGUAAAGCCAUUAUUUCAAAAUGGGUUGCCCUCUCAAUGCCAUUCGACGAAGAAGACGAGGAGGGUGUACAUGAAAACUGCGGUUUUCUCAAGGUGAGACUCUUUCGGCUUCAUCAGCUCGCUGAUGAAAUAACCGAAGAAGUUGCGAACAACAAGGGCAAGCCACUCAAAUUCUCAAUUCGGGUUACAUUUGGUGAUGAAACAGCCGAUAGCACCGCUGAGGAGAUGGCAGAAAAUGAAGAGGGCCUGGAUGCGGAAGAUAUUGUCAACUUCAAUCAGGAUCUUCUCAUACCAAUGCUAUGGCCCACUGUUAUUUCCAAGAUUAUAUUCCACUUAUAUAUGAGCAAAGGACGUACUCGUCGUUGCCUUGGACAGGCCUCAAUUCCCAUGAGACUCAUCUACGAACCAGGCAACAAGGGUUUUAUGCCAACAUACGGACCAUGUUUUCUCAAUUUUUUUGGCCAAGAAAAAUGGAAGAAAUUCAAGCUGAAGAAGAAAGGAAAGAAAGCAGUACAAGAAGGAGGCAGCAAGUGA
Messenger RNA from Haemonchus placei, 1104 nucleotides. NCBI's taxonomy places the organism in Eukaryota, Metazoa, Nematoda, Chromadorea, Rhabditida, Trichostrongylidae. The record is from the annotation of a GenBank genome assembly.